AUGGUUACACCAAAUAAUCAUCCUUACACGGUCAUUUCUGAUCAUCUAGAUCAACCUGUAAUUGAUGACAGGAAGUAUCAGUUAAUUCAACUCCCGAAUAAAAUGGUUGCACUUUUGAUACACGAUCCGGAGACAGAUAAAUCUGCAGCUGCUUUAGAUGUGAAUGCUGGAGCUUUUCAUGAUCCAAAGAAUCUUCCCGGUUUAGCUCAUUUCUGUGAGCAUUUGCUAUUUAUGGGCACGAAAAAGUAUCCUUCCGAAAAUGAGUACAGCUCGUAUCUUUCGAGCCAUUCUGGCUUCUCAAAUGCGUAUACUUCAUCUCUACACACAAAUUUUUAUUUUGAGGUUGCCAAUGAAGCGCUGAAAGGUGCAUUGGACCGAUUUGCCCAGUUCUUUAUUUGUCCCCUUUUUUCAUCCAGCGGUAAAGAUAGGGAAAUCAAUGCUGUUGAUUCUGAGAACAAGAAGAAUUUGGAGAACGAUAGCUGGAGAUUAUAUCAACUUUCUAAAUCUUUGACCAACGAAAAGCACCCUUUUAAUGGUUUCUCUACCGGUAAUAAAUCAACCUUGGGAGAGAUACCAGCCAAGAAUGAUAUUGAUGUUCGUCAAGAGUUGCUCAAAUAUCAUAGUAGCAAAUAUUCAGCAAAUCUAAUGCGUUUAGUUGUUCUUUCUAAUGAGCCACUUGAAACUUUAACCAAUUGGGCAGUUGAUAUGUUUUCUCCGGCAGUAAAUAAGGAUCUCAGAAGGCCGAUCUACAAAAGUUCACCUUUCAAAAACUGCCAAUUCGAUGGCUCGAUUAUUGUUAAAGCCAAACCAAUUCGUGAAAUGCGUGCGUUAGAGUUAACCUUUCCGGUCCCGGAUACAGAUCCUUAUUGGAAAUAUAUUCCAAGUAGAUAUUUAUCACAUCUUCUAGGUCAUGAAUCCAAGGGCUCUCUCCUUUAUAAUUUUAAGGAGAAAAAAUGGGCCACUGGCUUAAGUGCAGGUGCUAUGACUCUUUCAAGUGGAUUUGCCGAGUUUGAAAUUGAUGUAGAUCUGACGAAAGAAGGUAUUAGUCACGUUGAUGAUAUUAUAAAAGAUGUCUUCAAAUAUGUGAAGAUGUUGCAAAUGAACGGACCCAAAGAAUGGAUUUACAAGGAGAUCAAGGAUCAGUCUGAAUUCAAUUUCAAAUUCAGACAAAAGUAUGGUGCUAGUUCAACUGUUUCUAAAUUGGCUUCCAAUUUGCAUAGUUUAAAUUUCUACAAAACCGGACUUUCUGAUCCAAAGGAAGAUAUCUCUGAAAACGGAAAUUUGGAGACUGGUAUUAUUCCUCCGGAGCAUUUUUUAAGUUUGUCAGUUGUUCGUGAAUAUGAUCCUGAUUUAAUUUCAAGGUAUACUUCGUACUUGAAUCCCUCGAAUUUUAAAGUGCUGCUUGUUGCUAAAGAAAGUUUUGAAGACCAAAAAAUGGAAAUCUGUAAAGAAAGGUGGUAUGGGACAAAUUAUCGUAUAGAUAAACUAUCCAGUUCGCUCGUGAAUGAAGUAAAAGAGAUAUAUUAUGAAGGUGAACAUCUUGAUCCUGUUUACACAUUGCCACCUAAGAAUAAGUUUAUCCCCACAAAUUUCAAUUUAGCUAGUGGAGAUGAAAUGGAUUUCAAAUAUCCAAAACUUGUUGAUGCUGACAAAAAGAACAAGAUUUGGUAUAGAUUUGAUACAAAAUUGGGGGGCCCAAGAUCUGCUCUCAAGUUUAAGUUUAAUAUUCCCGGCGCUACAUCAACGCCACUAAAAUCUGUUUUACUUUCUUUGUUUCUAGAUGUGUUAGAUGAUGAUUUAAACAGUAUUUCUUAUUUAGCAUCAAUUUCCGGGUUGUCGCAUGAGUUUGAAAUUGCCAGAGACGGAAUUAGUCUUGAGAUUGGUGGCUUUUCUGAUAAGUUGGAGAUUUUGCUUGAAACGUUGGUAGAUAGAUUGGUUAAAUUCAGUGAUCCUUCAUUGGAAGAUAUAAUGUGGAAUGAAACUAGAAGAGCAAGAUUCCAUGUUUUGAGAGAAAAGUUACUCAAAAAUUUGAAGAAUUUUGGCUACACCGUUCCCUAUAAUCAGGUUGGUCCUAUGAUUUCUUCUUUAAUCAAUGAAAACUCUUGGCUUGUCGAUGACCAGUUAGAGAUAUACUCUGCAGUCACAUUCGAAAACCUAAGAAGUUAUGUGAGUAGCUUGUUUAGUACUUGCUUUGUUGAAACAUUGGUUGUUGGAAACUACGAUAAGAAGUCUGCAAAAGAUUUAAGUCGGAUGGUUUCUUCAAAACUUCAAAAGUCUGUAAGUUUGAGCAGAUCGCAAUAUACUAGAGGUAGAUCGUUGAAUUUGCCGGAUGGAAAAGCGUUCCAUUAUUUGAAGGAGAAUGAUGAUCCUGAAAAUGUGAAUUCUUGUAUUGAGGUUUACAUACAACUAGGAAUGAUUUCGGACGCCCCGAACAGAGUAAUGGCAGAGUUGAUAGCUCAAAUUUUGCAUGAACCAUUUUUCGACAGGUUAAGAACUAAAGAACAGCUUGGAUAUGUUGUUUUCUCUGGUAUUAGGGAAACCAGGACUACAUUCGGUCUAAGAUUUUUAAUUCAAAGUGAGAGACCAACUGGAUACUUAUAUAUGAGAAUCAAGCAAUUUAUUGCCAAGGAAAGUCGAAAGCUAGCACUGUUGAGUGAGGAGGAUUUCAAAAAGCAUGUUAAUGCAUUAAUAGUUAAAAAGUUGCAGAAGGUUAAGAAUAUUAGGGAAGAACGAUCACGCUUCUGGAAUCGUAUUGCGUCUGGAUUUUAUGAUUUCGAAAGAAGAGAAGAGGAUUCGAAUUUACUAAGAACUAUACCAUUAAAAGCUGUCCAGGAAUAUUUUGAAGAUAAGAUUGUGAAUCUGGACCAUCAUGGCGAACUCAUCGUUCAUCUUCAAGGUCAUGCAACUGCAAAUAAUGCAACUUCCUAUCAGAACUUGGUUUCCAAUUUCAUAUAUCAAAAGCCGGAGCUUGACGAUGUUGAGUAUGAUCAGGAUGCGUUGAACGCACUCGUUCAGGAAGUCUCAAAGAAAAAGGUUGAUUCUGACGAUUUUGUUGAUUCGUUAAUUAAUCAUCACACGUUUAAAAGCAUUGUUCCGAAGUUCAGUUUUUCAUCAGAAUUGAAGAGGUACCUAAGAGAUGAAAUUGCCAAAAACUAUGCUAAAAUUCCUUAUGAUGAUCAAAAUAUUUUUAUAAGACAAGUUGGUGAGUGGAAAUCCAGUAUUCCAUUAACAGCGGCUCCUUCUGCAAAAAUAAUGGAUUGCUAUUUAGACAAGAGUAAUGCACUUGAUUCUAAAUUUUGA
Brettanomyces bruxellensis is the source of this 3300-nucleotide messenger RNA. RefSeq lists its product as uncharacterized. The transcript has a single exon. The record is from RefSeq and is a predicted model, not a curated record. The coding region runs from base 1 to 3300 and encodes 1099 amino acids. Gene Ontology annotation, molecular function: metalloendopeptidase activity; metal ion binding. Gene Ontology annotation, cellular component: cytosol; mitochondrion. Gene Ontology annotation, biological process: peptide catabolic process. NCBI's taxonomy places the organism in Eukaryota, Fungi, Ascomycota, Pichiomycetes, Pichiales, Pichiaceae.